UCCACCAGAUGUUUUUGACACUCACUUCCUUAUUUUUCCAUCAAGUUUUCACGCGCAAUUUUUGUCUCAAUUUUUACUGUGAAAAUUCUGUGUGAAAAAUGAAUAUUUCCCGUGCAACCAAACUCCUGCAGGUCGCAAGGGCUCGCAGUGUACCAAGUAUGCUGUAUCAUGCAAAUGUUCUGGAUCACUACGAAAAUCCCCGGAAUGUGGGAACCCUGGACAAGAAUGAGAAGAAUGUUGGAACUGGACUUGUUGGGGCUCCGGCUUGUGGAGAUGUCAUGAAAUUGCAAAUCAAGGUUGAUGAAAAUGGAAAAAUCAUUGAUGCAAAAUUCAAGACAUUUGGGUGUGGAUCAGCUAUUGCCUCAAGUUCUCUGGCUACUGAGUGGGUAAAGGGGAAGUCCAUCGAUGAGGCUGGAAAGCUCAAGAACACUGACAUCGCCAAAGAACUCUCUCUGCCCCCGGUGAAGCUUCACUGCUCAAUGUUGGCAGAGGAUGCUAUUAAAGCAGCUCUGGCUGAUUACAAAAUCAAGCAGCAAAAGACAGAGAAGUAAGAGAAGCAGAUGAAUUUCUUGAGAUUUAUAAAUUACUCCCUUAGAUUUAGUUGUUGCAAAAUGAAUAUAAUAUUUUAAAAAUUA
Molecule: messenger RNA, 635 nt
Organism: Phlebotomus papatasi
Lineage: Eukaryota; Metazoa; Arthropoda; Insecta; Diptera; Psychodidae
Gene: IscU
Product: iron-sulfur cluster assembly scaffold protein IscU
Exons: 4
Coding region: 99-551 (150 amino acids)
Biological process (GO): intracellular iron ion homeostasis; iron-sulfur cluster assembly
Cellular component (GO): cytoplasm; mitochondrial matrix
Molecular function (GO): 2 iron, 2 sulfur cluster binding; ferrous iron binding
Source: RefSeq, a predicted model, not a curated record